AAUAAAAUUAUGGCUAACGUUAUAAUAUUGUAUUUGACAAUAAUUUUAUUGACAACAACACCGAUACUGUGUCGGGAUAUACAACAACAAGCCUAUGAUGACGACGACGACGUCGACAAUCGGGAACUGGACACCAAUGGCGGCGGUGCCGGCAAUGCUCUCCAUCAGGCAAUGGCCGUUCUGGAUAUGGUUACCAGAUUUCAAGAGUUCAAAGGUCGAGCCCUGACAGCCAUACCCGAUCCGGUACAGGCAUUGGCCGAACUCAGUCUAUUCGGUGCCAUUAAGUUGGGUGUUGUACUGCUAUCCGGAUUAGUACUGUUGGGCGCUAUGUUUCCGACAGUAAUGGCUGCCUAUGGCCUGUCGUUACCACUAUUGAUCCGAUCGCUUAACAACGGUAUGGACGAUAUGAAACAUAUGGACUACGAAACAGUUGCCCUAUCGAUGCGAUCGCUACCCGAAAAGGCCUUCCAGGCACUGGACAUCCAGGAAGAGGACUGCCGAAGUCGUGCCGUAUGCGAGAUCGGCCAAUACGGUGCCCAACUGUUCCCGACGGCGGCCAGCUAUGCCCGUGCUUUCGGUACCCGUUUGCCGUUUAGUCAAAAAUAUUUGAUGGCCAUUGUCAAAGGUUUGACCACAAAAACCGAUUGCUCGGUAACCUUUCGCAAGUGCCAGGAAUCGCCAUUCAAAAAGCUGUCCUAUUUGUCUACUUAUAAUAUAUUUUAA
Oppia nitens is the source of this 723-nucleotide messenger RNA. RefSeq lists its product as uncharacterized. The transcript has a single exon. The record is from RefSeq and is a predicted model, not a curated record. Lineage: Eukaryota; Metazoa; Arthropoda; Arachnida; Sarcoptiformes; Oppiidae. Bases 10 to 723 code for a protein of 237 amino acids.